Molecule: messenger RNA, 1486 nt
Organism: Neurospora crassa OR74A
Lineage: Eukaryota; Fungi; Ascomycota; Sordariomycetes; Sordariales; Sordariaceae
Product: RING-box protein 1
Exons: 4
Coding region: 881-1264 (127 amino acids)
Source: RefSeq, a predicted model, not a curated record
CCUGAAUCGAGCAUAGCCUCAUUACCAGUUACACCUUGACACUUGACAGCCGCCACCGCAAAAAGCAGCAGAUGCUAUGCGCCUAACACAUACAUGACUCUAAACGCUAGGGGAGCGGGGUCAGCCAAGUUUGAAGGCGGUUCACUGGUCCACCUAUCGCGCGCAUCACUGCCCAGAAUCCCCAGCGUCAUUGCAAUCAAGCAGCAGUGUGCAGCUUCCCGUCCACACCACUGACAUUCCCGCCGUCGUUUAGUGCUGGUUAAGAUGCCUAGGUAGGCAACCUUGACGGGAUCAACAUACCUACAACAACUAAGGACAGUAAGGGCAAGCUGUGCUACCUUCACUUUGUCACCCAACACCCAGGACGUGGCGAUACUUAUUAUUUGAGUAACCGCAACUGAAAGCACUUCACGUUAUCUCGAAGGGAAGGUAGAGGUACGCAUUCAGCCUUCUAGACUACCUAGGUAUACCUUUCAACUGCCUAGAAGCUUUCCGCCUUCCUUUCUACAGCCCAGGCGGGUUUACCUCGCCUUCCUCAGACUCUUUUCAUAGUUCAAUCAUCCCGACCACCGCAUGACGGGCAAACGGACUGACGGCUGCUUUGAAAUUUUCUAGACUACUUACGAACUCUGCCUCUUCGUCCAAACGAAUCAUUUUACUCCAUCGACUGGUCGAGCUUUUCAGUGUGUCCCUCGACUUAUCCUGCGCAUGCUCGCCUGCGUCGCAGCACUUUCUUCGUACUAUUGCGCCACGACCGAUUAAACACCCGGGGCUUUAUUUACCAGCUUCAUCAUGGCGGAUGUCGACAUGACCGACGCCCCGGCCUCUGCGCCCGUUGUCAAGAAGAACACCGCCGCCGAGAGCAAGGGGAAGAAGGCAGAUGGCAAGCCUCGGUUCGAGGUCAAGAAGUGGAACGCGGUGGCCCUUUGGGCUUGGGAUAUUGUCGUCGACAACUGUGCCAUCUGUCGAAACCAUAUCAUGGAUCUGUGUAUUGAGUGCCAGGCCAACCAGUCAUCGGCCACCUCAGAAGAAUGCACGGUUGCGUGGGGUAUUUGCAAUCAUGCGUUCCAUUUCCAUUGCAUCUCGAGAUGGCUCAAGGCGCGUCAAGUAUGCCCUCUCGACAACAGAGAUUGGGAGUUCCAGAAAUACGGCCGUUAAAGGCCUGGAAAUCAGGAGUUGGAUGCCUGUUUGCGGCUACUCGACCAUGCUGAAGGGCGAGACACGGAUGAAGACAACGUCUGCGAAUUUUCAUAAGUCUAGAUAGCAUAAGCCAGGGAGUAUCACACGUUAAGAGGCUUCCACGAAUGUAAGCUAGCGGGCCACGCCAGAUCGAGCAUGGCUCAGCGAGCAUGCUUCACCGUGCAGCAGUAUGAAUAUCAUGGCCGGCGCAUCAUACUUUGAUGAUGUUGCUUUGCUCAACCUCCUUUCUCGCGGACGUACACCUGAACCGUGCGACGAUGCGACAAGAACGCCAGUCUACCUGAAA